This is a messenger RNA of Drosophila persimilis, 1162 nucleotides long. It is a transcript of the gene Sras, whose product is annotated as CAAX prenyl protease 2. The record is from RefSeq and is a predicted model, not a curated record. The coding region runs from base 46 to 966 and encodes 306 amino acids. NCBI's taxonomy places the organism in Eukaryota, Metazoa, Arthropoda, Insecta, Diptera, Drosophilidae. Gene Ontology annotation, molecular function: metalloendopeptidase activity. Gene Ontology annotation, cellular component: endoplasmic reticulum membrane. The transcript is spliced from 2 exons. Gene Ontology annotation, biological process: CAAX-box protein processing.
CAUUACCUCUGUGGGAACAGAGUAUGACGAAUAAACCGCAUUUAUAUGAUUAACGCGAGCGAGAUGGUAGCCAAAGCCACAGUACAGCCUGUGCUGGAAGCCCUCCCCAGCCAGGACACACUGCCGCAGAUACCCAUCAUCACCUCAGUGACAUGCUGCUUUGUUUUGUCCCUGCUCUAUGUGGGCAGCCUCUACGUGUGGAACACGAAACACAAUCGGGACCAUCCGGCGACCAUUAAGCGGCGCUUCACCAGCGUCUCGGUGGUGAUGCUCUUCGCCCCGUUCUUUGUGUGGUACUUCUCGUCGCCGGAGCUGCUCAGCAGCGAGCCCUUUGCGAAGUUGCUCGGCUUUCGCUGGGAGGGAUUGUGGCAGGCUGUGGUGAUUCCCUAUGGCCUGACAAUGCUGCUGUUCGCGGGACCCAUCUUUGUCAACUGUCAGAACGAAUCGAUUGGAUCCUACUUUGAUCUGGACUACUGGCGCGGUUGCAUCCACAACAUCAUGUGGGUGCGCAAUCAUGUGAUGGCACCGCUCAGCGAGGAGUUUGUGUUCCGGGCCUGCAUGAUGCCGCUGAUCCUGCAGAGCUUUUCGCCCAUGACGGCUGUCUUUAUAACGCCCCUCUUCUUUGGCGUCGCCCAUCUGCAUCACAUCGCCGAGCGACUGAGCCUGGGCGUGGAGCUGAGCACCGCCCUGCUGAUCGGUUUGUUCCAGUUCAUCUAUACCACCCUCUUCGGCUUCUAUUCGGCGUUUCUGUUUGCUCGCACUGGCCAUAUAGUGGCGCCGUUCGUCGUCCAUGCGUUUUGCAAUCACAUGGGUCUGCCGGACCUGCAGGAUCUCUGGCAGCAGGAUAUGUGGCGGCGAGUACUGGCCAUCGUUCUGUAUGUAGCUGGCCUGGCGGGCUGGAUCCUACUGCUGCCGAUAGCCACCAGUCCAUCCGUCUAUGGGAACACGCUCUACUGGAAUGUGUAGAAAUAUUGUCGUUCUUAUAGCUAAAUUAUUUUGUGUUUUCUGACUGUGGCCAUAGUAUGACACGCUCAUCUGUACUUAUGUAUCAUGUUUAGAUAUUAAUUGCAUAUCAAACCAAAUGCUGACUGCAUCCAUUGCACCCAUUAUAUAUAAACAUGUAUAUCAGCAAGUCUUCCGUGCAAUUUAAACAAAUUAAAAG